This is a messenger RNA of Pteropus alecto (black flying fox), 2031 nucleotides long. RefSeq names its product sushi domain containing 3 (gene SUSD3). The transcript is spliced from 5 exons. Gene Ontology annotation, cellular component: plasma membrane. Lineage: Eukaryota; Metazoa; Chordata; Mammalia; Chiroptera; Pteropodidae. The coding region runs from base 58 to 738 and encodes 226 amino acids. The record is from RefSeq and is a predicted model, not a curated record.
UACUCCGCGCAGGCGGCGGCUGUUGGGGCAGUCCCGCUGGUUGCAGAGCGUGCAGGGAUGCAUCGGGUGUCUGCGACCCUCCGCGGCAGGGCAAGGCCGAAAGGCCGCUCGGGGGACGGCACGCCAAGCCCGGGGAACAGUACAGGCACAUGUAUCCAAGUGCAGCCGCCCUCCAGGGGUACCCUCCAAGUCCUACGUGGUGAUGGCACUUCUGUGGGGACUGUCAUUGUGUUCCACUGCCCUACAGGCCACCAGAUGGUGGGAUCCGGCCUCCUCACCUGUGCCUGGAAGGGGAGUGUUGCUGAAUGGUCAUCAGGGACCCCUGUGUGCAAGUCCAUGAUGCCCCAUGAGACCUUCGGCUUUAAGGUGGCUGUAAUCGCCUCCAUCGUCAGCUGUGCUAUCAUCCUGCUCAUGUCCAUGGCCUUCCUCACCUGCUGCCUCUUGAAGUGCAUGAAGAGGAGUGAGCGGCGGCACUUUGACAGGACGGCCCAGCUGUGGUUCCAGCUGAGAGGUGAAGACUUGGAGACAGUGCAGGCUGCCUACCUGAGCCUCAAGGGCCUGAAUAACAACUCCAGUGGUGGUGGCGAGUCCAGGAGCCAGCCUGGCCAGUCACACGACAACCACAGCUUCAUCACAGACCGUGGCGAGUGCACCAGAGAGCUGGCUGGCGUGGCUACAGCAUGGACAACAACCCCUGGACUCUCAGCACCCCCGCCUAUUCACCCUGGGCCCAGAUGAUGGUGCAUACAGAGGACCCAGGGCAGACCCUGCCUGCCCCCAGGCCCACCUUGUGAAUGCCUAGAGAGCCUACAACCUAUGUCCCAAGGUGACUGAGGCCCAGGCCAGAGCCGCCCUCCACACGAGGAGGACUGGGGCAACCCCACCAGCCAGCCACCUACAACUCGACAUGUGUCCAGCUCAAGAUUAGUCAGUGAAGUCAGCUUCUGGAUUUAGGGAUCCCUCAGGGCACCAUCCUGAUUUCAAAGUCUGGGGAGGGACCCCAGUGAGGAGUGUCCUGUCCUGGGGAGCCCAGCUGUAGCAGUUUUUAUAGAUAGCCUUCCUUGUAACCACUGCUGAGGUUCACAGACCCAGCUGCAGCCCCUCUCUGACUGAGUGCCUUCAAAAAGACUAUAGACGUUUUAAGCACAUUAGUUUUGCAUAGCAGAAGAAGAGAGCGCCAACUUCUCAGCAAUCACAGUAAUGCAUCUUCUUCCACAGAGGGCUGCCUGUAAGCAGGGACCCAGCUGGAUGCUGCAUUCAUUAUCUGUAAUGUGUGAGGGGUGUGAAAUAAUUGUAAUACUGAAAAAUGAAAAGAUAAAAAUCACUGGCUCAAUUUUCAAUCCCUGUAUAACAAAAUCCCAAGCGUAGUGGCCUAAAACUACAGUCCCUUUUUAUUACCACUAGGGGCUCUGGGCAGCCAGGGCUCAGCUGGGCAGGUCUCAUGGGGAGUGUCCCAUGGUGGCUGCAGUCAGCUGGUAGCAUAUGGAAAGCUGGCUGGCUCACACGUGGGGUUGCUGCUGGCUGUUGGCAGAGCAUGGGGUAAUGGUACCUUCAAUGGCCUGGGCCUCCUCACACCAUGGUGGUUGGUUUCCACGGUGAGAGUCCUGAUUGCAAGCCUUGCUUUUCAGGGCCUGGGAAGUCAUGCUGGGUCACUGCUGCUCAACAUGGGAGCAGUUGGACUCCACUUUUAGGUAGAGGGAGCAUCAGGCAGGUGGGCACCUUUAGAGCCAUCACAAUCCUCUAACCUGUCACUUGUCAAAGCAGCAGAGCCCAUGCCUAUCCUGGUCCAGUUAAAAUCUGACCUCCAGUCUCCUGCGAUUCAGGGUGUGACCUGUCUGGCCAUUGAGGGAACUCCAGACCUUCCCUAACUCCUGCCACUGAUUAGAACUGACUCUCAGAGCGGCCCUCAAGAGGCUACUGCCUGGAGGCCCUGCAGCCAUAUUGCGGCCAUGAGGAGGGGAUCCUGAUGACCUGAAGCCACUCUUGUGUUUUCCAUCACUUAAAACACAUUCUAAUACAGGCUACACAGAG